Messenger RNA from Bradysia coprophila, 1435 nucleotides. It is a transcript of the gene CSN4, whose product is annotated as COP9 signalosome subunit 4. Gene Ontology annotation, cellular component: cytosol; COP9 signalosome. Lineage: Eukaryota; Metazoa; Arthropoda; Insecta; Diptera; Sciaridae. The record is from RefSeq and is a predicted model, not a curated record.
AAGCGGUAGAAAUGAAAGUCAGACAGUAGAGGCAUAUAAACACAAUAAACUUUUUGCAGACUCGAGAAACGAAAUCAACAGAGAUAAGUUUGGACAUUAAUAAGAAUUGAUCAGCAGCAAGAUGGUGAUUACGACACAUAAUUUGAAAACUCAGUUGAUCGCGUUAACCAAUUUUUCUGGCCCUCAUAAGGAACACGCAGAAAAAUACCGUGGAUUGCUCGAGAUCAUCUUAACCAACACCGGCAACGAUCUGAUCGAAACAUUGAAAUUGUUUAUCGAAGCCAUUGUUAACGAACAUGUUAGCUUGGUCAUAUCCCGUCAAAUUCUUAGCGAUAUCAGUACUCAGCUCAUGAAAUUGCCGGAUGAAACAUCGAGAACCGUGUCACAUUUCACAUUGGAUCGGGUUCAGCCUCGCGUUAUUUCGUUCGAAGAGCAGGUAGCGAGCAUCCGCCAACAUUUGGCUCAUAUUUACGAACGAAACGAGAACUGGCGUGAAGCGGCUAACGUUCUAGUUGGCAUACCCCUAGAGACUGGCCAGAAACAAUACACGGUUGACUACAAGUUGGAGACGUAUUUGAAGAUUGCUCGACUCUAUCUGGAAGACGGUGAUCCGGUUCAGGCAGAAGCAUUCAUAAACCGUGCCUCACUGUUGCAAGCCGAAACGAAAAGCGAAGAACUGCAUGUGUUGUACAAAGUAUGCUAUGCCCGCGUCUUGGACUACCGUCGGAAAUUUAUCGAAGCUGCUCAACGAUACAAUGAAUUGUCAUACCGCACAAUUGUCGACGAGAGUGAACGGAUGACCGCAUUGAAGAAUGCAUUGAUCUGUACGGUACUCGCAUCGGCCGGCCAACAAAGGUCUCGAAUGCUGGCCACGCUUUUCAAAGAUGAACGAUGCCAACACCUUCCGGCCUAUGCAAUUCUGGAGAAAAUGUAUCUGGAUCGCAUCAUUCGCCGCUCGGAAUUGGAGGAAUUCGAGGCUCUGUUGCAAUUGCAUCAAAAAGCCAGCACAGUCGAUGGAUCGUCGAUAUUGGAUCGGGCUGUGUUCGAACAUAAUUUAUUGUCGGCCAGCAAGCUGUACAAUAACAUUACGUUCGAAGAACUCGGAGCCCUGUUGGAAAUUCAACCGAGCAAAGCCGAACGCAUCGCCAGUCAAAUGAUAACCGAGGAACGUUUGAGCGGAUACAUUGACCAGAUCGAUGGAAUAGUUCAUUUUGAAACUCGUGAGGUGUUGCCGUUGUGGGAUAAGCAAAUUCGUUCUCUCUGCUAUCAAGUAAAUAAAAUAAUUGAGAAGAUUGGUGCAGCCGAACCGGCAUGGAUGGCUAAAUUAAUGGAUGAGCAAAUGACUCAAUGAAUUUGAUAUGAAAAGGGAAAAAAACUUGGAAAUCGGCCAAUGGGCACAAUUAAAGCAGCUGCUUAAUGCUUAUUGUCAUGAAAU